Molecule: messenger RNA, 1445 nt
Organism: Olea europaea var. sylvestris
Lineage: Eukaryota; Viridiplantae; Streptophyta; Magnoliopsida; Lamiales; Oleaceae
Product: heterogeneous nuclear ribonucleoprotein 1
Exons: 6
Coding region: 145-1251 (368 amino acids)
Biological process (GO): regulation of gene expression
Cellular component (GO): nucleoplasm
Molecular function (GO): RNA binding
Source: RefSeq, a predicted model, not a curated record
ACAUUCAACAAAAAUGGCUAUCAAAUCAAAUUAGGGUUUCCGCUCGUCGAGACAUUUGAACUAUCGACCGGCACAAAAUAACCAACAAUUAUUUGUUUUACAAAUUAGUAUUUUACUGCCGUUAAUCGCUCAGUGUGAUAAUCCAUGGACGAGCAGCAUAAUGCAAGUGAAAUGAACCUCAUGGUUAAUGGAGAAGAUAACGGCGUUGGAAGAACUCCUGAACGCACCAACUUCGAAAAUUCUUAUCCUCACACUGGAAAUGGAGCUAGUCCUGGAAAAAUAUUUAUUGGGGGUCUUGCUCGUGAAACAACUUCUGCACAAUUUGUCAAAUAUUUCGGUAAAUAUGGAGAAAUUACGGAUUCUGUGAUAAUGAAGGACAGGAUGACAGGGCAUCCUCGCGGGUUCGGGUUUGUCACCUAUGCAGACCCAUCUGUGGUUGAUAGAGUCAUUGAGGAAACUCAUAUUAUUAAUGGAAAGCAAGUAGAAAUCAAGAGGACCAUACCAAGAGGAGCAAACAUCAAAGAUUUCAGAACAAAGAAGAUUUUUGUGGGUGGUAUUCCGACAACAGUCGGUGAAGAUGAAUUCGGGGACUUUUUUUCGAAGUUAGGAGAAGUGAAAGAGCUACAAAUUAUGAAGGAUCAUUCAAGUGGCCGCUCUCGUGGCUUUGGAUUUAUUACAUUUGAGACUGAACAGUCUGUUGAUGAUAUCUUGGCAAACGGCAACAGGCUUGAUUUUGCUGGAGCUCAGGUGGAGAUCAAGAAGGCAGAGCCUAAGAAGCCAAACCCUCCACCUCCACCACCUUCUAAGCGGCUGAGUAACUCAAGAGCUGGAUUUGGAGAUACGUAUGGUGGAUUUGGUGGAGUUGGUGGAUUUGGUGCAGGUUCUUAUAGAUCUGGUGGAGCCUACGGAGGUAGAGGUAGCGGCUAUGGUGGAUAUGGUGGAAGUGAAAUUGGUGUUUACAGUGGAUAUGGUGCGGGUGGAUAUGGAGGUUUUAGAGGGGAUCCUUCAUUAGAAUAUAACAGCCGUUAUGCGGGAGGCUAUGGUAGAGGCUAUGAUUUAGGUGGCGAGUACGGUAGGCAUGGUGAGAGUUAUGGAGGAUAUAGCGGUGGUGGAUAUGGAGGAUAUGGUGGUGUUACUGGUUUCGGGGGUGGCUAUGGAGGGGGUGACAGCAGCUAUGGAGGUUCGCUCUAUGGAAAUAGAGGCUAUGGUGGUGGCGGCGGGAGUGGGAGGUAUCACCCGUACGGAAGGUAGGGAAUAUUUAUCAGAUGACUAUCUCCAGUGACACAAAUUUAACAUUUUCUUUUUCCGGAUUUGUAUCAUUCGAAUAUCGGGUAGUUUAGCUUCAGCAAUUUGUUCACUUUGUAUGAGAGAAACUGAAUCUUGUGCAUUUUUAAUUUUAUUAACUAUUAGAUUUACCUUAUGGUCAUUUGCAAACUUCUGUGACA